GCUCUCCCUGAAGCCAUGGCUCAACCUUUUCCACCAACCCAGUACCCUUCUCCACCACAAAAUGGCAUCCCUGCUGACUACACCACAGCCCAUACCCAUCCCCCGGCCGACUACACAGGACCAAGGACGGUUGCCGAGCACGCCCCAACACUGUACACAGCGACACACUCACAAAGCGAACAGCAAGGAAAUGAAAGCAACAACCCUUCACUAACAUCCAACACAGUAACGGCAGAGGAGGCUGUACAGACAGAGGGCUCCCAGCCGCUCCACCUGCAACCCAAUGAUUCAUCUAUGAAGCAGCAGCCUAAGAGAUUACAUGUCUCCAACAUUCCUUUCCGUUUCCGAGAUCCUGACCUCCGGCAAAUGUUUGGGCAAUUUGGCAAGAUUUUAGAUGUGGAGAUUAUUUUUAACGAGCGAGGAUCCAAGGGAUUUGGGUUUGUAACAUUCGAAACAAGUGCAGAUGCUGAUCGUGCAAGGGACAAACUAAAUGGUACAAUCGUAGAAGGACGGAAAAUUGAGGUCAACAAUGCCACUGCCAGAGUAAUGACUAACAAAAAGGUGACCAACCCUUAUACAAAUGGCUGGAAGCUGAAUCCAGUAGUUGGAGCCGUUUAUGGUCCUGAAUUUUAUGCAGUGACAGGCUUUCCUUACCCCAGUGCAGGAGCAGCCAUGGCCUAUAGGGGGGCUCACUUGAGAGGGAGGGGUCGUGCUGUCUACAAUGCAUUCCGAGCUGCACCUCCAACUCCACCUUUCCCUGCCUAUGGAGCUGUGGUCUACCUGGAUGGCUUCUAUGGGGCAGAUGUAUAUGGAGGAUAUGCAGCUUAUAGAUAUGCACAGCCAACCGGUACGGCUGCAGCUGCAUACAGCGACAGUUUUGGCAGAGUCUAUGCAACAGCAGACCCAUAUCACCAUACGAUCGCUCCUGCGGCCACUUACAGUGUAGGCUCUAUGGUGAGUCUCCUUUACAGAGGAGGGUGCAGUUGCUUCACUUCCUACAAGAAAAGGGGGGGGGGGGGGACACGCGCCCUUCCCUUCCCCGCAAAACAGACAAAAACACACAGCAACAAAUGA
Platichthys flesus (European flounder) is the source of this 1074-nucleotide messenger RNA. It is a transcript of the gene rbfox3a, whose product is annotated as RNA binding fox-1 homolog 3a. Gene Ontology annotation, cellular component: cytoplasm; nucleus. NCBI's taxonomy places the organism in Eukaryota, Metazoa, Chordata, Actinopteri, Pleuronectiformes, Pleuronectidae. Gene Ontology annotation, biological process: regulation of alternative mRNA splicing, via spliceosome; nervous system development. The transcript has 11 exons. The record is from RefSeq and is a predicted model, not a curated record. The coding region runs from base 16 to 1074 and encodes 352 amino acids. Gene Ontology annotation, molecular function: mRNA binding.